AACAGAAGGAAAAUGAACCAGCUGCAGGCUUUGCUCUUAUCAGAACAAUGCAUGUGGAAAAUGCAGCUAUCAUCAACAUAAAGGAAGGACAAGUCUGUCCAUCAACCUCUGGCUUUAAUGUGCCACCAGAGAAUGCUUUAAACCUUAUCUAUGCCUUCUACAAGAACUUACUGAAAGUUAGAAGUGGAGGACUCUACUUCAAGGAGAAGUAGUAUAAAUGUGUCCUUGCGGAUGAGCAUUCCAUCUAUCUUCAAAAUCCAGAUGGAGGCCUGAUUGUUGUGAAGACAAAGACUUUCAUCCUGGUCGCUACUUACAAAGCAGGUGUGUAUCCCAGUGUGUGUGUGGAAGCUGUGGAGAUACAAGGGGAAUAUUGCAAACCCCAGCCCUUCCCAGACCAGCUGCAGAAUCCUGAUUGCAUCUCAAAUGUAGCUUUUCCUUUAUGUGGAGGUGCUGGCAAGGCAAAACCACUCUUCAUUGUCCUUGGCUGGGGAGCUAAAUAA
Nestor notabilis (Kea) is the source of this 500-nucleotide messenger RNA. It is a transcript of the gene PFN4, whose product is annotated as profilin family, member 4. The transcript is spliced from 4 exons. The record is from RefSeq and is a predicted model, not a curated record. NCBI's taxonomy places the organism in Eukaryota, Metazoa, Chordata, Aves, Psittaciformes, Psittacidae. Gene Ontology annotation, molecular function: actin monomer binding. The annotation marks the transcript as partial. Gene Ontology annotation, cellular component: cell cortex.